UUUACAAGUUCUUGUUUGGCAACAAAGAAAACUUAAAAGCUCUCGAACAGAAAAUUUUCAUGGCAUUAGAAACCGUAGUGUUCCAGCAAGACCCGUUCAGUUAUGACUGCCACCUCGAAGACCCGUUAAGCUUAAAACAAGAAGACCGAAGUACUUGGGCUAAAAGUACAGGCUUUGGUUUCGUUGCAACUUGUUCUUCCUCGGAUCAUAAUGGCUUUGCCGCCGCCGAAUUUGCUCCAUCGUGCCGGAGGAAGAGACGGCGGAGAAACGGUGUUAAGAACAGAGAAGAAGUGGAGCAUCAAAGAAUGACUCAUAUUAUCGUUGAGAGAAAAAGGAGGAAACAAAUGAAUGAUUACCUUGGUGUUCUUAAAUCUAUGAUGCCGGCCUCUUACGUUCAAAGGGGUGAUCAAGCAUCAAUCAUAGGGGGAACCAUUGAUUACGUAAAGGAAUUAGAACAGCUUCUUCAAUCUUUAGAAUUCCGGAAAAUUACGAGAAGGAACUCAGAAAACUACCCAGAUUCUUCCAUUUUCUCGGGACUCUUUUACUUUCCGCAGUACUCAACUUCCACCACCACCCACCAUACAUGCGCCGCUGCCGGCGGCGAAUCAGUGUCGUCGACGUCAUCUGCUGCGAAUGUCGAAGUAACAAUGGUGGAAACCUACGCAAACCUGAAAAUACUAACGAAAAAACACCCAAAACAGCUGUUGAAAAUGGUGAAUGGGAUUCAAUCUCUGGGAUUUUUUGUGCUACAUCUUAAUGUCACAUCGGUUGAAAAUCUGAUCCUUUAUUCUUUCAGUGUUAAGAUUGAAGAUGACUGUAAGGUAACUACGGUGAAUGAAAUUGCAGAGGCUGUUUAUGAAAUGGUGGAUCGGUUUCAAGAGGAACCAUCUGAUUAAUUAAGUUGAUA
Molecule: messenger RNA, 907 nt
Organism: Hibiscus syriacus
Lineage: Eukaryota; Viridiplantae; Streptophyta; Magnoliopsida; Malvales; Malvaceae
Product: transcription factor bHLH94-like
Exons: 3
Coding region: 60-896 (278 amino acids)
Biological process (GO): regulation of transcription by RNA polymerase II
Molecular function (GO): DNA-binding transcription factor activity, RNA polymerase II-specific; RNA polymerase II cis-regulatory region sequence-specific DNA binding; protein dimerization activity
Source: RefSeq, a predicted model, not a curated record